Molecule: messenger RNA, 5139 nt
Organism: Penaeus vannamei (Pacific white shrimp)
Lineage: Eukaryota; Metazoa; Arthropoda; Malacostraca; Decapoda; Penaeidae
Gene: Rab19
Product: RAS oncogene family member Rab19
Biological process (GO): vesicle-mediated transport
Cellular component (GO): trans-Golgi network; Golgi cisterna
Molecular function (GO): GTPase activity; GTP binding
Source: RefSeq, a predicted model, not a curated record
CGAACGCCCACGGUUUGUUUUUAUCCGUGUUUUUCUUUUUUUCUUUGCUUGGUGUUCUUGUUGUUCUCUCCGUCCACCUGUUGAUCCAGGCUGAGAGCAAGUCAGAAACACACACUGUUCCAAAAUGACUUCCAACCAGCCCUUCAACACCAGCACACCUGCAGAUGAGCAGUUUGAUUUUUUAUUCAAAAUUGUUGUCAUUGGGGACUGUGGUGUUGGAAAGACCUGUGUCGUCCAAAGGUUCAAGUCAGGCAUGUACAUCGAACGCCAUGGCAACACAAUUGGUGUGGAUUUUUCAAUGAAGACAGUUAACGUAGACGCAAAAAAAGUUAAGCUCCAGAUCUGGGACACAGCAGGGCAAGAACGCUUCAGAACCAUAACACAGAGUUAUUACCGCUCUGCUAAUGGAGUAAUUAUUGUGUACGACAUCACAAAACGUUCGUCAUUCCUCAGUGUGCAGAGAUGGAUGGAUGAAGUGCGCCGAUACACCCAUCCACAAGUAGCAAUUGUUCUUAUUGGAAACAAGUGCGACCUGGAAACCCUGCGGGAAGUGGAAUUUGAGGAGGCAGAGGCUUUGUGCGAGGUCGUGCCAGAGAUCAUGACAGUCAUGGAGGUUUCAGCCAAGGACAACACCAAUGUGGAUGAUACAUUCUUCCACCUUGCAAGUGAGCUGAAGAAUCGCCAUGACUCUCUCCGCGACCUCAUUCGGCCUGAUCUCAUCAAGCUUGGAAAUACAGAGUCCCUUCGCCGGUGGCCUCGCUGCUCUCUGCCAUGUUCACAAUGAUUGACGCAAGGUGCUUCGUCUUUAUUCACCAUAAUCAGUCUUUUCAAAGGACAACAGCCAGCUCUGUUUUUCUUUUAAAUUUCUGUGUUGUAUAUAUUUUCAAAACAUUCCCUCCACUGAAAGAUUAGACCGUUCCAAAUGAAUCACAGUCUCUGCGCUACAGUAUUUCCCAUGAUCAGUAGAUUUCAUGACUAAACAGGGGAAAGGAUCUUAAAUUGGUAUGAAUAUUGUUUUUGUGUCAGAUUGUUACACAAUUCAGUUUGGUAAAACAUUAUCUGUGAUAUGUCAGAUCUUUUAAGCUAUUCUUUACUGUUACUUGUAAAGACAGAGUGAAUAUGUAUUAUUAUUUUUUUCAAGUUUAGGGACAACAGGAUCAAGUGAUUGAUUCUCAAGGUGAUAGCUAGUCUCAAAGAGGUAGUGAAGUGGUUAAAUAUUAGAGUAAGUGAACUGUAGAGAUUGUUGUUUUUUCCCUUUUUUCUUUUAACUUACCAGUUUAAGAUGAAGCUUAUUUAACAGCUUGUGUGUAUGUGUAUGCAUGUGUUACAAGGUUCUCUUUAUGAUACUAGUUGUGAAUAUUUGUGUGUGUAAUAUGUUAUGAAUUUUGUUACUGUGUUUAGAAUUUUGUGCUGCUAUUGUGUUCAGUGUUAUUCCCCCGAGUGAAUUUAGUGGAUAGUGUUGAACUGCCAUCACUAAGUAUUCCUGAAUUUGACUUUCAGUAUCAGGUGACUGAAAAAGGGACAUGUGCAGAUCAGCUAACAACCAGCAUCAGGGCAAAGUGAUCCAAACAAUAAAUGUGCCCAUAUUUUAAAUGCUGAUUUAGGGAAGGUUUACAAUCUCUGAAUCUCUGCUCAUUUUUUAAUCGAGUGUGUGGUGAAACACAUUUCACUGUUUUGGUCUGAGGUUUUAACUAUAGAUGUAGCCCAUUUCUUUUUUAAUGCAGUUUAACUUGUUAAUGUACCCUAAUAUGUUGAUCUAAUACUUCAUAAAAGAAAAAGAAAAUCUUAAGCAUUACCUGGCAGACAUUAGUCAGAACAGAGGUGAUAUAGCCCCAACAAUGCAGAUGAUAGUAAAAAAUGAUCUGAAUUACAGUAAUGGGUAAAUUUUUUUAACAUGCAGAUGCUUGGAGGCUAUGUAUACAUGUCUUGUCCACUGGGAUUCUUGCUAAUUAAUUUUGUUUAAACAAAACAAACAAGUGUUUAGGCACCAAAUAGGCAGUUACAUGGCCUAUCUGAUCUCAUCUGUAGAUACUAUUCCUUGAAUUAAGGAAAUAUGUUUUUAUUUUUAUUACAUGGUAUUAUUAUUAUCAUUAUUACUACUGUUAUAGUAAUAAUGAUAAUAAUAAUAAUAAAAAUAAUAUUAUUAAUAGCUUUAGAAAAUUCAUGGAGUCUGGUGAAAUGAGAUCAGGUUAGGACAUUAAUUGACCUUGUGAUUUAGGGAGACACACGCACACGCACACGCACACGCACACGCACACGCACACGCACACGCACACGCACACGCACACGCACACGCACACACACACACACACACACACACCACACACACACACAACACACACACACACACACACACACACACACACACACACACACACACACACACAAGAAAAAAAAAAUGAGAAAGUAAAAGUACAGUGGACAAUAUAUGUAUCCAGCACCAGGAGGCUAAUUGUUGGUCAGAAGAAAUGGAUUCAUUAUGACACUUGUCAAGCAAGACAUGUUUGAGAAAAAAUAAUUCACUCAUUGCCACAGGGAUUGGCAUAUAUGGACAUGCUAGGCCCACUGUGAGUUUAGUUUAUUUUGUGCAUAUGUAGAUGGCUCCACAACUGCUUACUCAUCAGUGGUCAAUUACUAGUACCACCCAUCUCACUUGUUUACCCUUUUUUAUGACAAUUAUAAUGUCUAUUAACAUAAAAACAAUAGCAAUUUCUGAAAACUUGAUGAAAGGGGAAAUCAAGUAAGGUCAUGAGGUUUACUAAUUGGCCAAGUACUUGUGAAGCAAUCUAUACAUAAACCUAUUUCACAAAACAAAACUUCAGUGAAUGUUACAUGUUCUGGAGGCAUUGGGUUUAUUACUUUUCUCUGGUGAUUGUUAGAAUGCUGGCAAUCACCAUUUGUUCUUUAUAAUUAGGAUAAUAUCAGGGAGGCUUUUGUAACAACCUCUUUCUUAGUAUUGCCAUUUUUUUAUUUUACUGUUGACAGACAGCUAGUUGUGUCCAUUGGCAAUCUUUUCUGAAGUGUCAGUCAGAGAGUAGUCAUGCAGACAUUACUUUCUCUGCCUGUUGUGUUCCACUGGCUGCCUAACAUAAGGCAUAUUUGCUUUUCUUGAUUUCUGAUUAGGUCUGGAAGGCAUUGAUGUUCAGGAGACUCUGUCACUUAGCUAUAUCAGGACCAAUGCAGAAGUUAAAUACUCAAAAACAAAGUACAAUAUGCCUGUAGGUUUUGUUUGUAGUUCUUAUGGCCAUUUAGUUGUGUAAAUAUAUAUUUUUAGACUUGUCUUUUUUCCAAACUACAUUUGCUCUGAAGAAUUGCUAUUAGUAUUUUGUAGUUAACCAAUAUUUUAUGAUAAAAAUGUUUGCUCUUUAAUUGAAGUAGAUACCAUUGUGUUGUCUUUUUCUUUCUUUUUAUACAAAAUUUCUUCUAAGUUAUCAUAGGUGUAUUUGUUUCUUUUUUAGAUUCAGGCAUGUAGCUUUUCCUAAAGUCUGUUUUAACCCUGCAUUCUUAUGCAUAUGUGUAUGUAUGUAUAUAAUACCUUUUAUUAUUAUAUACAGAGGAUACGUCAGUGAUAAGGCUUUGCAUAUUGUUACUGUUACAAUUUAGAUAUUCAUAGCUGUAAAACUUUAUGGGUUCUUGUUUUUUACAUUUUAUUUUAUAUUUUGCCAAUUCAAGAAUUCCAUUAUAUAUUAGAUGUGGUAGUUAUAUAUUUCAGUAAGGCUAAAAAAAAAAUCUGUGUUGCAUUUUCAUUCCAUGUUGAUUUCCUGGGCACGUUUCCCUUAUGCAGGAAUAGACAGAUGGACAAUCUCUUCUUUUUGGCUGUUUCCUGCCUUCCUUUUUCCUGGAUUUCCCUUUCAUUCCUAUCUCCUCCCCUUCCAUUUUUCUUACCUCUUCCCUCUUUUCAUUUUUUCCUUCUUUUUCCCUUCUCCUUCCCUGUUUCAUUUCCCCCUUUUAUUUCUUUCCUCCUUUCCUUUUUCCCUUCCAUUUUUCCUCUCCAUUCUUCCUUUUUUUAGUCCAGUCCAUAUCCUUUCAUUCCUUUUAUUUUGGUACCUUGGUCUCUUUUAUGAUUUUUCAUUCUUUUCCUGAAAGCAGCUAGCUAUUUAAUUUGUGUGACCUACUACUAUAAACAUGGUGUUGUGAUCCUCUCGGCAUUGAGAUUUAACGUAAACUUGUCCAGACUGUCAGCAAAGCCCUUGCUGUUAUAGGUGUGAUGAUAACCUUUGAAAGGGUAAUGAAUAAAGGAACAUGUUCAUAGGAACACCUUAUGCCAUAGGUAUAUAUUGAUUCCUCAGUCUUUUCUCCGGUAUUUAAUACUGAUAUUUAAACCAUUGAAACGAGUUUAUUGAUACCCCUCUUUUUUCUAGUGUUAAAUGCUAAUUUUUAAGCCAUUGAAACAUUAUUGCAUGCAGUGCAGCUCUGUUGUAGAUGAACUGUUACCAUUGCAUUUGAUGCAUUCUGUGUAGUGAAAUGAAAACCAGGGACCCGUAUUUCUUCUUAGAUAUAUUAUUAUGAAUGAAACUAAUGUAAUAUCUUCAAAUAAUCUUGUGAUGUUUUUAUCACUGUGUGAUAGAAUCUCAUUCUUGCCUUAGAUACUGUUCAUGCUAAUUGAAGAGUUAUUUUAAUGAAAAUGAAAGCAAAAUUAUUCUUUCAGUGUCAAGGUAAAGGUGUAGGUGAUAUUGACUGAAAACUGCUAUUUUUACAUGGGUAUAUAUACUUAUUCUUUCCUUAUAUUUCUGCUAUGUAAAUAAAUACUGAGAAAAAACGUUUUUUUCUGAUAAUUAUUCACCUGAUUGAGUUAAUUUAUGGUUAUAUCAACAGGUAAUCAUAAUUGUUGUAUAAAUAUUACAUGUGGAACCACAUACAAAGUGCUUGUACCAAUUCACGAGAUAGUAACAGGUAAUUAUGUAUGGACUGUAGGGGUACUGUUGUCAAUCAUAGAAAUUGUUCAGCGUCAUGUAUAUCUACCACCCAUCAAAGAUCAAGGGUCUGGACUUACUGUAGUGCAACACAGUACUCAUUCUGCACACAAUCCUGUCUGGCACUUCCCUUCACAUGGCUCUGACUGGAUGUCAUGUACUGUAGAUAAUAAAGUAAGUAUGCCCACUGACAGUGUACAGUUACAAAUAAAGCCUGGCAACCUGA